AGAGAGGCAAAAAGGAGAUUCCCAGGAAAAAAAAAAGGCUUGUCCUUUAGAGAGAGAGAAAGAAAGAACGAGAGAUUUCACAGAGUAGAAUUUCAGGAAAGGAGUUUCUUAAAACCCUAGUUGAUUUGAAAUCGAUCUGGGUUUUGAAUUUGGGGAAAAUAAAGGUUAGGGUUCUGAAAUUUGACAUUCUUUAGAUUAGAAAUCAUAGAUCUAAAUUUCAGCUACAGAUCAGAGAUCCAGAGUCUAUCUUUACUAGAUAUUUCAAGCUGAUUUAGUAGUGAUGAUGGAAGAAGCGAAACCCUCUAAUAGUAGUAGCUCUCAACAGGAAGAGAUUGAUCCAAUGGAAGCUCGAUUCACAGCUCUUUGCAAGAGUGGGUUAACAUUAGAAGAAAAGAUGGCAACCCAAGCUAUGAAUUUGUUUAAGGAAACUAAACACCUUUUAUUAGCUAAUAUCUCUAGUAUUGGAGGUGGAACGCCUGAGGAAGUGGAAAGGUUUUGGUUUGCUUUCAUAUUAUAUUGUGGGAAGAGGUUAAGUGAGUCAGCAUCACCACCACAAGACAAGGAUCAAAACGGGCUUACUUUAUGUCGGAUAUUGAAAGCGACGAUGCUCAAUGUCAAAGAUUUCUUCAAAGAGUUGCCACAGUUUCUUCUCAAGUCAGGUCCGGUUAUUAGCAAGUUGUAUGGUGUAGAUUGGGAGCAGAGAUUAGAGGCCAAAGAGUUGCAGGCCAACAUUGCGCACUUGAUUGUUCUCAGCAAGUACUACAAGCGUUUAUACCUACAGUUCUUCUUGACAAGCGACGAGAUACAGUCAGAUGUUGCAUGCGACGAUAAGCAGUCAGCUGUUGCAAACAACGCAGGCCCUGUGUCAAAUUACCAUCGUUUUGGAUGGUUGCUUUUCUUGGCACUUCGAGUCCAUGCUUUUAGCCGCUUCAAGGAUCUCGUGACUUGUACUAAUGGAUUGGUAUCGAUAUUGGCUAUCCUGAUUCUUCAUGUUCCUGUGCAUGUCAGGAAAUUCUCUUUUGAUUCCGAGAUGUUUGUUAGAAAAGACAAUAAAGGUGUUGACGUUCUUGCAUCUCUUUGUAAAAUGUAUGAGACAUCGGAAGAUGAGCUGCGGAAAACAAUGGAGAAAACUAAUGAUUUGAUAGUGGAUGUUUUGAAGAAAACCCGCUGUUCGGCAUCACAAUGUAAAACUAAAAAUUUAGAAAAUGUUGACACAGAAGGUUUGACCUUUUUUGAAGAUUUAAUGGAAGAAUCAUCUUUUUCAUCUAGUCUGAUGAUUCUGGAAAGGGACUAUGAAAUGAAUAAUAAGUGUGAUCUGGAUGAAAGGGUAUUUGUGAAUGACGAGGAUAGCCUACUUGGCACAGGAAGCUUGUCUGGAGGCGCCAUUAGUAUCACCGGUGUUAAGAGGAAGUUUGGUUCAAUGGCCUCUCCAGGGAAGACAGUGACAAGCCCACUCUCACCCCCUUGUUCUCCUGCUCCUUCUGUAAAUGGUCAUCUUGGUGGUAAUAACACAAAGAUGGCACCUACACCAGUAAGUACUGCUAUGACUACUGCGAAGUGGCUUCGUACUGUCAUUUCCCCACUUCCUUCAAAACCUUCGGCAGAGCUGGAGCGGUUUCUUUCAUCUUGUGACAAGAAUGUAACUGAUGAUGUGAUACAUCGAGCACAAGUAAUAUUGGAGGCAAUCUUUCCUAGAAGUGCCUUAGGAGAGCGAUGUACCACGGGGAGCCUGCACAGUGCAAAUCUGAUGGACAGCAUAUGGGCCGAACAGCGAAGAAUGGAAGGUCUAAAAUUGUACUAUAGGGUUCUGGAAGCAAUGUGCAGAGCAGAAUCUCAAAGAUUGCACGGUAGUAACUUGACCUCAUUAUUAACCAAUGAGAGGUUUCACCGAUGCAUGCUUGCUUGUUCAGCUGAAUUGGUUUUGGCCACCCAUAAGACAGUUACGAUGUUAUUCCCUGCUGUAUUGGAGCGAACUGGUAUUACAGCUUUUGAUUUGAGCAAAGUGAUAGAAAGUUUCAUUAGGCACGAAGAAUCUCUUCCGAGAGAGUUGAGGCGACAUCUAAAUUCUUUGGAGGAGCGGUUGUUGGAGAGCAUGGUAUGGGAAAAAGGCUCCUCAAUGUACAACUCUUUAAUUGUUGCAAGGCCUGCCCUGUCUGCAGAAAUUUAUCGCCUAGGAUUAUUAGCGGAACCCAUGCCAUCCCUGGAUGCAAUUGCCAUGCAUAAUAACGUUUCAUAUGGAGGCUUGCCACCACUACCUUUCGUACACAAGCAUGAAACUACAACAGGUCAAAACGGAGAGAUGAUGUCCCCAAAGAGAGUGUGUGGUGAGUAUCGAAAUGUACUAGGUGAACGGAACUCCUUUACAUCGCCAGUGAAGGAUCGUUUAUUGGUUAAUAGUCUUAAGUCGAAGUUGCCACCAUCACCAUUUCUGCAGUCUGCUUUUGCUAGCCCAAACAGACCAAACCCUGGAGGUGGGGGUGAAACAUGUGCAGAGACAGGGAUUAAUGUUUUCUUUAGUAAGAUUCUGAAGUUGGCAGCUGUCAGAAUCAAUGGCUUGGUUGAAAGGCUGCAAGUUUCUCCGCAAGUUCGGGAAACUGUUUACUGUUUCGUUCAACAAACCCUUCGUCAGCGAACGUCAAUCUUCUUCAACCGACAUAUUGACCAGAUUAUACUUUGCAGUUUAUACGGGGUUGCAAAGAUUUCCCUUUUAAACUUGACGUUUAAAGAAAUCAUUUACAACUACAGGAAGCAACCACAAUGUAAACCUCAGGUUUUUCGCAGUGUGUUUGUCGACAGAUCAUUAACACGUUUUAAUGGGAAACCAGGGCAGGAGCAUGUGGAUAUUAUUACGUUUUAUAAUGAAGUGUUCGUUCCGGCCGUGAAGCCUCUAUUAAUGGAGAUUGGCCCUGCUAGUGCAUCACUAAACACACAUCGGAUUCCUGAAACUAACAGUAGCACUGAUUCUCAAUGUCCUGGAUCACCUAGGGUAUCUACAUUUCCAGCUCUUCCUGAUAUGUCUCCGAAGAAAGUUUCUGCAGCACAUAAUGUUUAUGUAUCUCCACUACGGUCUUCAAAGAUGGAUGCUUUGAUAACGCACAGCUCUAGGAGCUAUUAUGCUUGUGUUGGAGAGAGCACUCAUGCUUACCAAAGUCCUUCCAAGGAUCUGACUGCCAUCAAUAAUCGUUUGAAUGGCAAAAAAGUGAAUGGAAGGCUCAAUUUUGAUGAGGGUGGUGGCCUGGUGAGUGAUUCGCUUGUAAUGGGGAGUCUGUAUCUUCAAAACGGCAAUUGUGCAACCCCUCCCACUGGUGCUCUGAAUUCACCGCCUACACUCAUGAAGACUGAACAGCCAGAUAACUAAUUCUGACACGUUUGACCCGUCCCUCUAUGUAAAUUCUGCUAUUUCUCCUAGCAGCCUUUUUAAUUUGUUUUGAUUUCUAGCUUUAGUUGAUUCUAACCUUAUACCUGAUUACUGGGUAUUGUGUGAGCGGCUAAGUGCAGUAAGAAAGGUCGCCGCCAACUGCCCCAAGUCUGUAAUUUUAGUUUUCUCAAUAAAAGUAUUCCCACUUCUAACUAA
Papaver somniferum (opium poppy) is the source of this 3574-nucleotide messenger RNA. Its product is annotated as retinoblastoma-related protein-like. The transcript has 19 exons. Gene Ontology annotation, cellular component: transcription regulator complex; chromatin; nucleus. Gene Ontology annotation, biological process: regulation of transcription by RNA polymerase II; negative regulation of G1/S transition of mitotic cell cycle; cell differentiation. Lineage: Eukaryota; Viridiplantae; Streptophyta; Magnoliopsida; Ranunculales; Papaveraceae. Bases 281 to 3358 code for a protein of 1025 amino acids. Gene Ontology annotation, molecular function: RNA polymerase II transcription regulatory region sequence-specific DNA binding. The record is from RefSeq and is a predicted model, not a curated record.